Rhodotorula graminis WP1 is the source of this 1895-nucleotide messenger RNA. RefSeq lists its product as uncharacterized. Bases 176 to 1843 code for a protein of 555 amino acids. Gene Ontology annotation, molecular function: nucleic acid binding; exonuclease activity. The record is from RefSeq and is a predicted model, not a curated record. The transcript has 11 exons. Gene Ontology annotation, cellular component: nucleus. NCBI's taxonomy places the organism in Eukaryota, Fungi, Basidiomycota, Microbotryomycetes, Sporidiobolales, Sporidiobolaceae.
CGACGACUCGCAGGCGGGCUCGGACCAUGCCGGCGCGGCAGAUGGGCUCAAGUCAACCAAGGAGCUCUCCAAGCUCGACAAGGGCAAGGCCAAGAAGCGCAGGAAGGAGGAGCAGCGGGCAUUGGAGAACCCGCCGAGCUUCUCGUUCGACACACGCGGCUUCACCGGCGGGCGCAUGGUCCAGGUCAAGGACGUGCGCGACUUUGUCCUCCACCUGCUCGCCAACGACAAGGCGCAGUCGUGGCUCUUCGUCAAGAACCGCAGCAACGUUCGUCGUGUCGUGUGCGUCAUGGCGCCCGGCAUCCUCGCGCCCGAUCUCGGCAUCGCCCAGCCGCCCGUGUCGACCAACCUCCCGUUCGCUCUGCGCCCGUCGUCCGACGGCCUGUCGUGCAAGGUCUCGGUCAUGCAGUCGCUCUUCUCGCACGCGUGCCCGACCAAGGCGCCGGGCGAGCGCAACCGCAUGCACUCGCCGUACCAGAGCUUCACGACGUGCCCUCUCACCGGCGCCGAGAAGGACCGCCGAGAGCGGGCGCGCAAAGAGCGCGGCCAGGCGCAGCGCACCUCGGACCCGAGCGUCUACCUCAUGUCGCCCGACCAAAUGGCCGAGCAGGCGUACCCGACGCCGUCGCCUCGUCCCUCACCCCUCCCGACCGACCUCGACGCGACCUUCUCGUUCAACGACUGGAAAAAGGCCGACGGCUGGAUCGAGGCGCCGUACCUGCCCGAGAAGGAGGGGCCCAAGCGCGUCCUCGGCCUCGACUGCGAGAUGUGCCUGACGGCCGACGGCUCGGAGCUCACGCGCCUGAGCGUGGUCGACCUCGCCGGCAAGCGCAUCUACGACAAGCUCGUCAAGCCGGACCAGCCCAUCGUCGACUACCUCACGCGCUACUCGGGCUUGGACGAGAAGGCCCUCGAGGGCGUCACGACCCGGCUCGAGGACGUGCAGCGCGACUUGACGCAGCUCCUCGACUACAACACGAUCCUCGUCGGGCACUCGCUCGAGUGCGACCUCAAGGUGCUCAAGCUCGUCCACUCGCGCGUGAUCGACACGUCGGUCAUCUACCAGCACCCUCGCGGCCCGCCGUUCAAGGCGUCGCUCAAGUGGCUCGCGCAAAAGUGGCUCAAGAAGGAGAUCCAGGCGGCGGUCGCCAACAGCGAGGACGGCACGGUCGGCGGGCACGACUCGGAGGAGGACGCGAGGACGGCAAUUGAGCUCGUCAGGCUCAAGAUGGAGAAGGGUCCCGGCUUUGGCGAGUUCGUCACGGACCAGGAGACGAUCUUUGAGCGGAUCGGGCGCGGGCAGGACCCGAAAACGUCGGCGGUGGUCGACCACGGCACGCCUGGCCAGUGGCACGGCGCCAAGGCGACGACCGCCAUCGCGUGCUCGAACGACGACGAGGUCCUGCAAGGCAUGCUCGACUCGGUCGACAAGCACGACCUCACGAUCGGCCGCUUCAUGGACCUCUCGCACACGCUCGGCUGGUCCCAGCCGUCCUCCUCCGCCAAGCCCGCGUCGAGCGACGCGACGUCGACGACCGCCGACGGCCCCGCAGAGCCCUCGCCCGAGUCGCUCGACACCGCCUUUGCGUCGCUCGACAAGCGCCUGCGCGCCCUGCACGCCGCACUCCCUCCCCUCACGGCCCUCAUCGUCUUUACCGGCCACUCGUCGCCCGUCGGCAUGUCGCGCCUCGCGGCCAAGAAGGCCCGGUUCGACAAGCUGUGGAAGACGACCAAGCAGAGCGAGAUUGCCGACGAGGACAAGUGGUACGAGCAGGACGACCGUGCGCUCGUCGACGAGGUCGAGCGUGCGAGGUGGGGGUUGAGCUUCUUCUGCGUCAAGUAGCCUCCUCUGGCUCUCGAGCUCGGUGCAACACGAAGCUUGCUGUCGACAGCAG